Malassezia globosa CBS 7966 is the source of this 960-nucleotide messenger RNA. RefSeq lists its product as uncharacterized. Gene Ontology annotation, biological process: succinate transport; fumarate transport; transmembrane transport. Bases 1 to 960 code for a protein of 319 amino acids. Gene Ontology annotation, molecular function: succinate:fumarate antiporter activity. The transcript is spliced from 2 exons. The record is from RefSeq and is a predicted model, not a curated record. NCBI's taxonomy places the organism in Eukaryota, Fungi, Basidiomycota, Malasseziomycetes, Malasseziales, Malasseziaceae. Gene Ontology annotation, cellular component: mitochondrion.
AUGGCCGCUGACAAGAAAACGAACAAGCCCAAGGUAUCGCCAGCGACGCACUUGAUUGCUGGUGGUAUUGCUGGAUUUGCUGAGGCAUGCACCUGUCACCCACUUGACACAAUCAAGGUGCGCAUGCAACUGUCUCGCAAGGGCAAGGGCCUCGGUGAGAAGCCGCGUGGCUUCUUCGCUACGGGCGCGCAUAUCGUGCGCCGCGAAACGCCUCUUGGUCUUUACAAGGGUCUGGGAGCCGUUGUGGCUGGUAUCGUGCCAAAGAUGGCCAUCCGUUUCAUGAGUUUCGAGCAAUACAAAGCGAUGCUAGCGAACCGUGAGACAGGUGUGACAAGCCCACAGGGCGUGUUUGUGGCGGGUCUUCUAGCUGGUACGACGGAAGCCGUGGCUGUGGUCAACCCUAUGGAGGUGGUAAAGAUUCGGCUGCAAGCUCAGCAGCACUCCUUGGCCGACCCGUUGGAGAAGCCUCGUUACCACAAUGCCGCGCAUGCUCUAUACACAAUUAUUCGGGAAGAGGGUUUCUUGACGCUGUACCGCGGUGUAGCUCUGACAGCGUUGCGUCAAGCCACGAACCAGGCAGCCAAUUUCACAGCAUAUCAAGAGCUCAAAGCAUUUGCCCAGCGUGUACAGAACACAACAGAUCUGCCUUCGUAUGAGACAGCCACCAUCGGGUUGAUCUCUGGUGCUCUAGGUCCAUUCUCCAAUGCACCAAUUGACACAAUCAAGACCCGUAUACAGCGUGCCUCCAAGGUUGAGGGCGAGACAGCCAUGGGCCGCAUCAUGAAGGUUGCCUCUGAAAUGUUCAAGCAGGAGGGUGUGAGUGCAUUCUGGAAGGGUAUUACCCCCCGUGUUGCUCGUGUUGCCCCAGGACAGGCCGUCGUGUUUACAAUCUAUGAGAAGGUCAAGGGCGUAAUCGAGUCGAAUGGCCAAAACAAGUCGCAGGCGAUUGUCAAGCAGUAA